UAGUGUAUAUUUUGAUGGAGUCAAUUUUCAGCCCUGAAAUUUGAAAGAGUUAUUUUUUUCCCGAAUGAACGAGAAAAAAGCCGAAGACAUCGAGGCCCCCGUUAAACCACCAAAAGAUGGCGAAGUUCCAUAUAUUGUGGCAGAAAAACCAGCUGGAAACGAAAAACGGAAAAAUGCUACGAAAGAAGGAGAGCAUAGCAGGUCGCUUGACGAGCAAGUGAAACAUUUGGAGCGCAAAAUUCGCGCGUACAGCAAAGCUAAAGACAAAGUUAAUGAAGGAGAAGCUCUGAGUAGCUUAGGAAUAUUGUAUUACAAGGCAAACAGAUUUGCUGAGGCUAAGAGCUGUCAUGAAAGACAUCUUAACUUAGCUAGAGCCAUUCAAAAUAAACGCGCCGAAAAGAGAGCAUACUGUAAUCUGGGUUGCACGUAUCGAAGGAUUGGUGACUUAGAUAAAGCUGUUGAAUGUUACGAGCAGGGCCUAAGACUUGUAAAGGAGCUGGAAGAUAGACUCGGUGAAGCAAAACUCUUGAAUAACCUUGGAAAUAUUUUUGAGCAGCGCUGUGACUUUGACCAAGCGGUGUACUGUCAUCAAAAACGUCUGAAUGUCGCCAAGGAGUUGAAAGAUUUAGAUGGCGAAAGCAAAGCUUGUGCGAGUUUGGGAAAUAUCUAUCAUUUACUGGGAAAUAUUCGAGAAAGUAUCAACUAUUACGAAAAGCUGGUGGCAUGCUUAAAGUACAAGCUGGCCAUGCAAGAAAAGAAAUCGAAAAGCGAGGAGAGUUCAGAGGAGUGCUCUGUGCCUGGUAGCUCUUCAAAUAAAAUGGGAGAUGACUCUAAAAAGUCACGAGCGAAGAGUGGAGACGAGCUUGAUGAACAAGGUAGUAACAGUAGUAAGAGUAGUGGUGGCAGGAGUGGGAGCGGAAGUGGCAAGGGGUCUUCUGUUCCCUGAAGAAGAGACAGUGCAGCAUAAUGAUCUCGCUUCUCAACUUGAUGGGUCAGCCCGUGCCGAGCUGACAGUGGAGUUGAAGCUCCUGAUUUUCAAACAAAUUCUCUUAGCCAGUGUGAUGGGAAAUGUAAAGAGAACCCUAUGGAAAAUAUAUGACUACCAAAUUGAAUGUAAUUUCGUUAAGGGUGAACUCGACCAAAACAAAUCCCAAGUUACUGGUUCGUACACCAACAGGAUCAUUUAUCGCCUCGCGUAAAUGUAAAUAAGAAUGUGGCUAGGAAUUAAAGAACUAGAAAUAGGACUAAAGUGGACUCAGUACUAUCCUAAACGACUACACUACGAGCAGUCCCAUCAAGCGAGCACUACAAUUCAGUGAAUAAAUUGAUUUUAGCAGGCCGCGCGGAUUUCGGGGAAUGAGGUUUAAUGAAAGUGGUGCUCGCUCCCAGAGUUCCGCGCGGCGCACUAAAAUGGUUUUUUUUCGCUGACUUUUUUACUCGCACGACUUACUUCGCCGAAAGGGAGGGACUGCUCGUUGUCUUCUUAACGACGGAAUUCAACCAUAGAGGUCAUGAGCGCAAUGAUGUACGCGGUAACAGAGACACGAUCUUCAAACUUAUUUUCAGCUCUUUCCCAAAAACACUGUAGCUUGGACAAUAUUCUAUAAAUUUGUUUGGAAAGGAAUACAAGACAAGUCAACCAGUUCAGAAUUGCACUUAACUCCAAGACAACGAUAGCCCUUAAUAUCCAAGAAGACCACUUUCCUUUAUAAGUAAUCAAUCUUUAAUUGUUUUUGCCUAAAAUCAACGUAUGAAUGUUUUAAAUUUUACAAUAUUCAUUCCUGUAUAUGAAGUUUUAUCUAACAAGCAGUCGUAUAAAGAUACAAAUCAUAGUCACAGGCUUCCCUGAAACACAAGCAAGCAAAAUUAUAUAUUUCUUAGUAACGCUGUUCCAGACAUGGAUAUUUCAGUCGUUGCAAAAUUCCUUCAAAUCUAUGGCUGACUCGCUCUCAACAAUUUUAAAAUACUACUGAAAAAAAUUCAGCAUUACUAAAUCGAUAAUGUGUCAUCUAACUAAGAGCUAUCCUAUGCCUUUUCUUCAAAACAAAAAAGACAACAAAUUGCAAGCCUUAAAAUAAGAAAAGUUUGCAGCCCCAAAGUUCAAAACUUAAUUGUACAAGGCUGCAUAAAUAACAAAUAAUUGUACUAGAGGUAUUUGCACAGACAACUGAGUUUAUGGGGAAACUCUGUACGUUAGAUCUGCAACAGAGUCAACGUAUGGUUACAAACAUUACCAUGGUUACCUUUAACAUGGUAACUGCAAACCUCAUCUCAAAACUGACCUUCAAAAGAGAUCAUUAAGUAAAUUAGUGUAUUUUGACUGAAUGCCGUAAGACCAAAACCGAAAUGUUUACAACAGCCAAUCAGAAUAAAGGAAAAAGGUCACAAGCAACCAACGAACUGCUCCGAGCGCGGGAAAACAUGGGCAACCAAGUUUCCUUCACCAAUCACAUAUCGAGGUAAAGCAAAACCAAAGCUAUCCCGGAUUACUUUUGACUCUCGAUUGAAAAUUGCUCUAUGAAUACAUUGUAAGUAGACGGGUUAUAGCAAUAAAAAGGUUUCCUAGUAUUGUC
This is a messenger RNA of Stylophora pistillata, 2573 nucleotides long. RefSeq lists its product as uncharacterized. Gene Ontology annotation, cellular component: cell cortex. Lineage: Eukaryota; Metazoa; Cnidaria; Anthozoa; Scleractinia; Pocilloporidae. Gene Ontology annotation, molecular function: GDP-dissociation inhibitor activity; G-protein alpha-subunit binding. Gene Ontology annotation, biological process: establishment of mitotic spindle orientation. The record is from RefSeq and is a predicted model, not a curated record.